This is a messenger RNA of Humulus lupulus (European hop), 868 nucleotides long. RefSeq names its product dehydrogenase/reductase SDR family member FEY-like. The transcript is spliced from 5 exons. NCBI's taxonomy places the organism in Eukaryota, Viridiplantae, Streptophyta, Magnoliopsida, Rosales, Cannabaceae. Bases 65 to 853 code for a protein of 262 amino acids. The record is from RefSeq and is a predicted model, not a curated record.
AGAAGAAGAGAAGAGAACUCAAUCCAGUGCUCACACUCCCAUUACUAGCUACUGGAGCUCCGAGAUGGAAACGACGUCGUCGUCGAGGACUUCGGAGGAGGAGGAGACAAAAGAGAUGGAGAAGCAUGAGAAGACGAAGACGAAGACUGAGAGUGAGACUCAGACGAAGAAGAAAGCUCUGGGAUGGAUGGAAUGGCUGAGAGGUUGGUUCUAUGUGAUUUACGAGAUUCUCUUCCAGAGAAUAACCGCCAGUCACUUGCAAAACCCUAUGCCUUUGCCUCCUAUCAACGACCUCACCUGCAUUGUCACCGGAUCCACCAGUGGAAUCGGCCGUGAAAUCGCCAGGCAAUUGGCGGAAGCUGGAGCGCACGUGGUUAUGGCGGUGAGGAAUACGAAAGCAGCGCAUGAGUUGAUCCAGAAAUGGCAGAACGAGUGGUCCGGGAUGGGUCUCCCUCUCAAUAUUGAGGUGAUGGAGCUUGAUCUUUUGUCUUUGGACUCUGUGGCGAGGUUUGCGGAAGCAUGGAAUUCUCGUUCAGGACCUUUGCAUGUUCUUAUCAAUAAUGCCGGAAUAUUUUCUAUUGGAGAGCCACAAAAAUUUUCAAAAGAUGGGUAUGAAGAACACAUGCAAGUGAAUCAUCUUGGUCCAGCAUUACUUUCAAUAUUGCUUUUGCCAUCUCUUGUCAGAGGCUCUCCAAGUCGAAUUGUUAAUGUGAAUUCUGUGAUGCACUAUGUUGGCUUUGUUGACACGGAAGACAUGAAUGUUGCUUCUGGGAAAAGGAAAUUUUCAAGCUUAUUGGGAUAUUCGAGCAGCAAACUGGCUCAGGUGCACUGUGUUUUAUCUUGUACUUCAUAACAGUUUGAUUAGCUG